Messenger RNA from Mangifera indica (mango), 1009 nucleotides. RefSeq lists its product as uncharacterized. The transcript has 8 exons. Bases 129 to 899 code for a protein of 256 amino acids. The record is from RefSeq and is a predicted model, not a curated record. NCBI's taxonomy places the organism in Eukaryota, Viridiplantae, Streptophyta, Magnoliopsida, Sapindales, Anacardiaceae.
UAAAAUCCUCUCUUCACCUCCGGCACAAAGCCUCGUCGGUUGCUUGCUAUUGGAUUAUCUCAUUCAUUUCAUUGCUCUCUGUACUGCGAAUUUCUCUCAUUUGCUUUCCUCUUCUUUUUCCUUCAGCCAUGGAUUCUACCUUUAACUGCAUCAUGUUCGAUUUGGAUGACACUUUGUACUCUUCGAAAGUUGGAAUAGCUGAAGCUGUCAAGAGAAACAUUGAAGACUUUCUCGUUGAGAAAUGCGGGUUUCCAGAAAGUAAAGCUUCGACUCUCAGAGUUGAACUUUUUAAAACUUACGGCAGCACUCUCGCCGGCUUGCGAGUUUUAGGCUACGAUAUUGAUGCUGAUGAUUAUCACAGUUUCGUGCACGGAAAAUUGCCAUAUGAUUUGAUUAAGCCCGAUAUUCAACUACGCAACAUCUUACGUAGCAUCCACCGAAGAAAGAUUAUUUUCACAAACUCUGACAGGAACCACGCAAUCAAAUGCCUGAAAAGGUUAGGAAUAGAAGACUGUUUCGAUCAAAUAAUCUGUUUCGAGACGAUGAAUCCAAAUCUCUCCAAAGCAACUCGUCCUGAUGAAUUUCCUGUAGUUUUGAAGCCAUCAAUGGACGCCAUGAAAAUUGCUUUAGAUGUUGCUCGACUUGAUCCUCGCCGUACACUGUUUCUCGACGACAAUGUGAAGAAUGUAGCUGCUGGCAAAGCUUUGGGGCUAUGCACCGUUUUGGUGGGGAAGAAAAUAAAGAUCAAAGAAUCAGACUAUGUCUUAGAGAAUAUCAACAAUUUACCUCAAGUAAUUCCAGAAAUAUGGGUCAGUCAAUCGGACGGUGGUGAUCGAAGCAUCAGCCGUACCAGGAGUGAGUUGGAAACGAUCCUCAACACAACAACUGUCGGUGCCUGAUGAUGGGUUGGUUUUAAAAAGGCCCCACUGUGUACGUAUCAUGUGCAUUUGUAUUAAUAUGUAUGUGUGCAUAUCUAUGUUAAUAAAGCACAGUGCUGCUAUUUAACUAA